AUGGACUAGAAUUAGUUUUAAAAAAAGUUUCUUACAUUAGAAUACAAAACAAUUGAGUAUUAAAAUGGAUUUUAUCAAGGCUAUUUAAAGAAUAAUUUAAGACAUGGAUUAGGAUUCUAUUUUUGGGAUAAUGGACAUAUAUUUUUUGGAAAUUGGGAGAAUGAUACAAUUGAAGGGAAUGGUAUAUUUUACUUUCCAAAAGGCGGUUAUUUUUUUGGGAAGUUUAUAAAUAAUAAGGCUAACGGAUAUUGUUAGUUAGCAUACUAAGAUGGCUCUUCAUAAUAGGGAAUUUGGAAAGAAGGAAAUUUGUAAGGAAAAUGUCUAAGCUUUAAAAAUAAUUAAUGGAAAUAUGAAGAAUAUUUUUAAAACUCAGUAAAAGUUUCUUCUGUUAGCGAUUUAUCAAAAUCUACUUAAAUGUCUCUUUUAUCAUUUUUAUUAGAGAAAAUAUUUCAUAUAAAUAAUGAUACUAAAAUUUAUCAAACAGAGACAGCCUUUAGAUAUUGUCAUCCUCAUUAUAAUAAUAUAUUAAUAGAAAUUAAUUUUGCUGAAUAAACACUAUUUUUAUUAGCAAAUACAAAUAUUGUGGAUUAAGAAGGUGGCUAUGGUAUUCUUCAUCAUAACCUAAAACCUAUAAUAAGAGGAUAUUUUUAACAAGGAAAACUAAACGGACUUGGUUGUAUUCUUUAAGAAGGAGAAAGUUUAAAGCCAUCAUAUUUGAAUAAAGGCUAAUUUGUAGAUUUCAAUUUACAGAUUUUAGAUGGAAUCUUUAUGGAUGGAGAGUUUUAAUAUGGCGUAUAAUAUAGAUAGUAAGACGAUAUAUCUUAGUUAUGCUAAGUUUUAAAUGGCUAGAUAAAUAAUAUUUCUUCCUAAAAAGGUUUCAUAGAGUACAAUUUGAAAAGUUACAAGCAUCCUUUAAAAGACUCUAAAUUUUAUUUUGAUAAGGCCACUCCUUGUAAUUUAGUUUCUUUAAGUUAUUUACAACUUCUGCAACUCGAUAAUAUAUAAUGUUUUCCAAGUAAUUUGAAUGCAAGUACAAAAAUAUAAUCUUCAUUAAAACAGAAAGAUAAAAGCCUUGCAAGCAGUAAAUCUAAGUAAAAAUCAUUUACUGACUCGCCUAUAAAAUAGUCCUAUAACCAAAAUCUCCAACAAAAUUUGCUUUUAAACAGUCAAAUAUAAAUGACAGUUAGCAAGUAAUUGCUCAGCCCUAAAAAUAGUGAAUGUGAAUAAAUUGAUUAUAUGACAUUGCUAUACGAUAUUUAAAACAGGAAAAAAGUUUUUGGAGAUCUGAAAUAAAGUUUAGAUAAAUUUUAAAUAAAAUAAGAAAACUAACUUAUGGCUGAUUAUGUUUCAGGUCAAGAGUUAGAAGUACAUUAAAACAUACAAAAUGAUAAUUCUAAUUGGAAAGAUUUAAUCAUUAAAGAAUUAAAUAUUUCCAAAACUAAAUGA
This is a messenger RNA of Tetrahymena thermophila SB210, 1446 nucleotides long. RefSeq names its product MORN motif protein. The record is from RefSeq and is a predicted model, not a curated record. Lineage: Eukaryota; Ciliophora; Oligohymenophorea; Hymenostomatida; Tetrahymenidae. The transcript is spliced from 8 exons.